CAUCAUCAUCAUCAUCAUCUUCACAUCCACAGCGAAGUCAGGAUGAAGACCACGGUGGGACUGCUGCUUCUGCUGCUCACUGUUUAUCACUGCGCUGCCAUCCCUCAAGGACCGACAUCUCCAGGAGAAUGCUGUUUCAAAUUCUUUACAGAAAGGAUACCUGCAAAGAAUGUUGUCUCUGUCACCAAGACUCACAGAAGCUGUCUUGAAAAAGCAUUUGUGAUUCAUACAGAUGCAGGGAGGAAAAUCUGUGUGAGCCAGAGUGCCACCUGGGCUCAAAAGGCUUAUGACCAGCAGCAGAUCAAAAGGCCAGACAGCGUCUCUACCUCC
This is a messenger RNA of Archocentrus centrarchus (flier cichlid), 330 nucleotides long. RefSeq names its product C-C motif chemokine 4-like. NCBI's taxonomy places the organism in Eukaryota, Metazoa, Chordata, Actinopteri, Cichliformes, Cichlidae. The annotation marks the transcript as partial. The transcript has 4 exons. Gene Ontology annotation, molecular function: chemokine activity. The record is from RefSeq and is a predicted model, not a curated record. Gene Ontology annotation, biological process: immune response. Gene Ontology annotation, cellular component: extracellular region.